GAAACUAGCUCCUCCACCUCGAGCGAGGAAAGCAUUGGUUGGACGGGAUGAAUGAGUUCUUGUCGCGCGCAGUUGAUCAAGCACGGCCUUCCACUCAGCUGGCGAAUAAUCACCACCUGCUCCCUCUCAGUCCGUCGGUACGCUUCCCGUCCCUUCACCACCCCGCUACCCUUCGCCGUCUCCCUCUCCUCCGCCGCCCGCGCCGCCGCCGGCCGCGACGACCUCCGCCUCGUCGGAUCCAUCCACGCUGCCGCAGUCGUCAACGGACUCCACUACCACGUCGUUGUCGCCACUUCCAUCCUCGACGCUUAUUCUAAAUGCGGCGACUUGUCUUCCUCCCGCAAGGUGUUCGACGCGAUGCCGCAUAGAAACGCGAUCUCUUGGAACGCCAUAAUCGCCGGCUACACGAACUCGGGGAUGGGCAUCUCUGCGCUGGAGUUGUUCGUCAGCAUGAAAUCCAAUGAGUCGACGGUUGGCGUCAAUGAGUACACAGUGUCGAGCUGUGUGACCGCGAGUGCGGGGAUCAGCGACGUGGUCUCUGGUGCACAGAUCCAUGGCUAUGCUGUGAAGUUGGGGUUCGAGGAAGACCACGCCGUCGCUAGUUCCUUAGCCAAUAUGUAUUUCAGGUGCGGACAUGUCGAAAGUGCCAGGAAAGCCAUGAAAGGAAGGGAAAACGACUGUUUGAGAUCCAAAUUCAUGAUGAUUAAUGGCUAUGUUGUCAAUGGCAGGUACUUUGAUGCUCUUGAUUUCAUUGUUAGAAAUGCCUUGCAGGAUCUUGCAGUAAUCGUGAUGAUAGACUUCAGUAUCCUCGUCUCCAUCUUAACAAUCUGCGCUCAAAUUCGAUCCCUCAGACUAGGGAAGCAGGUUCAUGCUUUGAUCAUCACACUUGGAACUAAUAAAUAUGGCUCAUCAAAUUAUGGUUCCAAUGCUGUUCUGUGGAGUGCUCUAAUUAAUAUGUAUUGCAAGUGUUCCAGGGUCAUGGAAGCUCGAUGCGUGUUUGACAGAUUGCAUUGUAGGCAUGCUUCUUGCUGGAACUCAUUGAUUACAGGGCAUAUUCACAAUGGGUUGUUGGAAGAAGCUCGUCAAUUCUUCAAUAACAUGAAGAACAAGGAUGUGAUCACAUGGACAUCAAUGAUAUCUGGUUAUGUGCAAAAUGGAUUGCCGCAAGAGGGGCUCAAAUUGAUGGCAAACUUACAAAACGCUGGUGGUGGGUUGUUACCCGGUAACACCUUCACUUUUCCAGUUGCAUUGGAUGCUUGUAGUUGCCUUGCAGCAUUAGCUUGCGGCAAGCAAAUUCAUGCUCAAGCUGUGCGAACAGGAGCUCAAUUUGGUCUUAAUUCUGUGGUUCUAGAAACAUCUCUCAUUGACAUGUAUUCCAAGUCAGGCAACUUAAAGUAUGCACGAAUAAUAUUUGACCGAAUGGGAAAGAAGAACGAAGUAUCAUGGACUUCAAUGAUCAAUGGCUAUGCAGUUCAUGGAUCAGGUAUAGAAGCUAUCAAUAUUUUCAAUAAAAUGAUAGGAUUGGGGCUAGAACCAAAUGAGGUUACUUUUGUAGCAGCUUUAACUGCUUGUAGUCGGUGCGGUUUGGUAGAUGAAGCAACCUGUUAUUUCAAGUUAAUGAGUGAAAGAUAUGGAAUUCUUCCCACUAAAGACCAUUUUACAUGCAUAAUAGAUUUGUUAGGUCGAGCAGGGAAACUUACAGAAGUUUGGAAGUUGCUAGAGGAGCUAAAAGCUGCAAGAACAAACUGUGAGAAGGCCAGCAACUUGGACAAUGUCGAGCAUGCUUCCUUAUGGGGUGCAUUGCUUGCAGGAUGCUGUGUUCAUGGGGAACUGGAUUUGGGUAGGAAAGUGGCUAAUAAGAUGCUUGAGAGCAAGCAACAAAUUUCCGGGUCAUAUAUUGCACUUUCUAACCUUUAUGCAGCUUCAGGUUGGUGGGGUGAAGUUUAUAGAGUCAGAGAGGAGUGGAUGAAGGAAGGUGUUCCCAUGGAGCCAGGACAAAGCAAAAUCCAAAAUGUUGCUCUUAUAUAAGAUGCUCAAUUGCCGUGCUUGCUUAACGUUGGGGUAGUAGAUAUUGCCUGGGCAAACUUUGUCACUAAACUCAGAAUCGAACAGCAAAGCGUCAGGCUUUUGGAAGCAUUUCUCAAAUGCAGUUUCUUAAUCAGCAAUCAAGUUCUUCAUCCAAGCAUUUAUGUAACACUGUAUUUUGGAACAAGUGAUCUAGCAUGGUCAAUGAGAGAGACUCAAGUGUUGUGACAUUGUCAAACUAAAGGCACUCAACAUUUGAGCAUCGACAAGGAACUGUUGAAGAAAGUUUAUACACUAUAAUUUACUUGUGAGAUUUGGCAUGCAUCUGGCAUAUGCUUCAGUGAGAUUUCUUUGAGAAAAGCUUCAGUGGGUCUCACGUACAGUGAAAGGUUGAGAGUGUAUACGCAGAAUAUGCCAAACUAUACAACUUCUUUGGUAAUCUCCCCCAUGUGUUGAUAUUUUUUUUUUUUUUGCAAUAUAAAAUUAUAUUCAACGCUAUUGAUGCUAAUUAUUAUAUUUGUUUGAAUAAUUUGCUAACUCUACAUGAAGUGUUAAUGUAAUACUGGUAAAUGAAGGUUGA
Molecule: messenger RNA, 2605 nt
Organism: Zingiber officinale
Lineage: Eukaryota; Viridiplantae; Streptophyta; Magnoliopsida; Zingiberales; Zingiberaceae
Product: pentatricopeptide repeat-containing protein At2g13600-like
Exons: 1
Coding region: 52-2028 (658 amino acids)
Biological process (GO): RNA modification
Molecular function (GO): RNA binding; protein binding
Source: RefSeq, a predicted model, not a curated record